Molecule: messenger RNA, 1711 nt
Organism: Sceloporus undulatus (fence lizard)
Lineage: Eukaryota; Metazoa; Chordata; Lepidosauria; Squamata; Phrynosomatidae
Product: protein ANTAGONIST OF LIKE HETEROCHROMATIN PROTEIN 1-like
Exons: 2
Coding region: 981-1589 (202 amino acids)
Source: RefSeq, a predicted model, not a curated record
GGCUUACUCUAACUCAUUUCAGUUUGUGUAUGUUGCACUAAACUGUGAUUAAUCAGUCCAUAUGCUCUAUUAUCCCACUAUUUUAGGUAAAAAUGCUGUUCAAAGCAGCUUCCACAUACAAUUAAUAUAAAAACAUAUUUUGGAAUACAACUCCCCCAGUCCACCUCUCAUCAAACACCAUGCUGGCUGGCUGAGGAACACAGAAUCCUCUGGUCUUAUUCCACAUUAACCCACUCUUAGGGGUCGUUCCCACUUAAGUUUUACAUCGUGAUUAAAUACACCGAUAUCGAUAAAACCGGUGUAAAAUACCACACUGUUUACCCCGCGUUCCGAUUCGGGUUUUUUUUCCGUUCCCAUUUAUCCAUUUGAUCCGGUUUUAAUGUUCCCGAUUGUUCCCAUUUAAGAAAUAUAUCGCUAUAUAUAGAAGCCGAAUUUGCAUGUAAACCGGUUUUGUUGCUGUCAAUCAAUAUUUGUCAUUGAUGACAUAGUAUUAACCCAUGCUAACAUAACCCGAUGUAUGUUCUAUCUUCGUUCCCAUUUAUCCGACCGUUAUCAAAUUCUCUUUUUUUUUUUGGCGCUUUUUUUUUGAAUGGACCAAUAAGGUGGCACUUAAGCUGUGAAACGUCAUGAGCGCUUCUGCCUUUAAAAGCCCGCCCGCUGCAGUUCCCCCUCCCUCUUGUGCUAUUGCUUCCUUUAAUGCCUACAGCCAUGGACCCUCGAGGCGACCUACAACAUAUUUUUACUGUGAUUAGCAUGCUGAUACAUAACUUGAUGGAGCAAUGCACAAUAGUGAUGUAUCUUUUUGACAACGGUGAGCAUGACGCAGAAAUAAGUGCAUAUCUGGAAGAUCUUAAUGGCAUGCUUCGUUUCUACGCACAAACCUCCCAGUUGAGCAUGCAACCGAUGUGUAGAAGGUGGUGGAUAUACCCCAAAACUGAUGUUCACUGGAACGUUUAUGCCAGACUGUCUGGUCUGAUGCGAUGUGGAAACAGCACUUCAGAAUGCCAUACGCGAUUUUUAAUAUGCUUGUGAAGGAGCUGCAUCCUCAUCUUACCCGGAGAGACACAAGGCUGCGUAAGGCUGUCCUUGUAGAAAAGCAAAUAGCCAUGGCCAUCAUGUACCUGGCCCAUAAAGGCUCCUAUGCCACAGUUGCUACUUUUUUUGGAGUUGGCAAGUCAACAGCGUACAAGGCGAUAAUUCAAGUGUUCCUUUGCAUGGAGAUGGUUCUACUCCGUAGAGCUGUCUACCUUGGAGACUACAGACAGGUGGGACAUAACAGAAGGGAGGGGGUGUACAACAGAAGACUGUCAAAAGCGCAUUGUGUUGUGGAGAGGAGCUUCGGUCGAUUGAAAUCCAGAUUUUGCGCCCUCCAGUGUGGGCUCGAUCUCUCCGUGGAAAGCAUCCCAUCAGCGAUUCUAGCCUGUUGCAUUCUGCAUAACAUUAUUGAAACCAAUGGAGAGGUUCUAAAUGGACAGAACACCUCUCCGGAAACAUUUAUCAUUGACCCACGACGUUACCUCAGUGAUGAUGAGGAGAAGAGAUUGGGGGAGGAGAUAAGGGAUGCCUUUGUGGAGUAUUUUAAUUCAUAAAUUUAUCACGACCUAAUAAUUCUUUUAUUCUUAGCUGACUAUUACAGAAUAACAUGACUUCAAAAAAUGAAAUCAUUUAUGUUUUCAUGCGGAAUAUGUUUUAAUAAAAUGUUUUUCAAACA